Messenger RNA from Batrachochytrium dendrobatidis JAM81, 1028 nucleotides. RefSeq lists its product as uncharacterized. Bases 1 to 729 code for a protein of 242 amino acids. Lineage: Eukaryota; Fungi; Chytridiomycota; Chytridiomycetes; Rhizophydiales. The record is from RefSeq and is a predicted model, not a curated record. The transcript has 3 exons.
AUGUCGGCAAUCAAUUCGACUACUGUUGAAGCGCUGUUGAAGCCUUCUCCGUCUCAAAUCACCACCAUGUAUGUCAUGGCUGGGUAUACGCUAGGGAUCAUGAUCCUUUGGCACAUUCCCUACCUCAAAGAGCUUCUCUGGCCAUUCAAGAUUAUGACUGUUGCAUUGCACGAGUUUGGCCAUGCAUCUGCGGGGGUAUGUACAGGAGCCAAGGUCGAAUCCAUCACUUUGAAUCCUGAUGAAGGUGGUUUGACAAAAAUGCGCGGCGGAAAUCCCUACAUCACCCUUCCUGCAGGAUAUAUUGGCAGUGCAUUUUGGGGAUCCUUGAUGAUUUUUUCUGGAUUCAAUACAACGGCAUCUAAAGUCGUCGCUGUAAUCAUUGGUUUAAUCAUGCUUGCGACUCUUUUUUGGGCUAAAAAUUGGCUCACAAGGGGUAUUACGAUUGGAUUGAUUGGAGUUAUUGCUAUUCUAUGGUGGUUUAGAGACGCCGAGUAUUUGCGAUAUUUUUCAUUGUUUUUGGGUGUAAUGAGUGCUUGUUAUUCCCUUUGGGAUAUUGUUGAUGAUUUGAUCAAGCGGAGAGUAAAUGAGAGCGAUGCGUCGCAAUUUUCACGACUUUGCUGCGGCGGGUGUCUUCCUCCUCAAGCCUGGGGUUUUAUCUGGCUUUUAUUUUCAUUCAUCUUUGUUGCUGCAGCAGUCAUUGGUGCUCUUGUUGCAUUCAAGGAAACCUAAUAUCAUUUUUUCUAAUUAUAUCAGUGUGCUUUGUAAAUAUUGUCUUCGAGUUUAGUCUUCAUCUGUUGGGGAUUUAGAAUGUGUGAAAUUCGACAGGUGUUGGUAGAUAGGUUUCAGAAACACUAAUAGCAUCACUUUAGGAUCGAUUGUUUUAGGUUAGCAGACUAAAUGUAACGCUGAAGAGCUCCAAAUGAAUGACCUGUAUAUUGAAUUGAAUGGAUCAACUGGCCGUGCCAACAAGUCAGAUUGCCGCUGUGAUAAAUGAGACAAUAAAUACUUGUCAUUCAAAUCAACAAUCU